AUGCUUCGAGAAACAGGCACCUACCACGUCGUCCGGAUCGACCCGACGGAUCACCACAAGAUCACAGGACUCUUCUGGACCUAUCCUUGGUGCAUAGAGAUGUGGAGGAAAUACCCAUUGGUUUUGCAGUUGGACAACACGUACAAAACCAACCGCUUUAGUAUGCUACUUUUCCAGGCCACUGGUGUAACGAACGUCACCACCACAUUCAACGCUGCAUUCGGCCUUGUUGAUAACGAGCGGGAGGACGGCUUCGGAUGGUUGGCCCAGCAACUUCUGGCAUGCCAGCUACACUACGGUAUUGAGAGUUCAGGAGUGGUGAUCACCGACUUCGAUAAGGCGCUGAAAAACGCUUUAAAAGACCACCUUCCGGACGCUCACCAGCAGAUUUGCGCAUUCCACAUCAACAAGAAUGUGGUGUUGAAUAUCAAGCGCAAAUGGAAGAAGACAGACGACGAGAAUCAGCAACCGCUGGCGCCGAAUAUCGCCGACGAAGCCUUCGCGGACCCUAUCCUCCUCGAGGAGGCCGACAAGCACCAAUUGCGCCAGCUGAAUGCGCCCCUGGCCGAUGGCGAAGAUCUGGGUGCAAUUCGCCUACCUUCUGAGGGGGAAGUUGCGCAUUCUAACAGCUUUGCUACCACCCACCGCGAGAGGCCGACCUGUGCCUACCCUAUGUUUUUGUUGUCCACCCAAAGCCUUGCGUGUCCAUCUCAAGGCUCACUGUCUAUCCAUCCAAAGCCUUGCUGUCCGUCCCAAGGGUUGCUGUCCGUCCCAAAGCCUGCUGUCCAUCCCAAAGGCAAUUGA
Chaetomium globosum CBS 148.51 is the source of this 804-nucleotide messenger RNA. RefSeq lists its product as uncharacterized. NCBI's taxonomy places the organism in Eukaryota, Fungi, Ascomycota, Sordariomycetes, Sordariales, Chaetomiaceae. Bases 1 to 804 code for a protein of 267 amino acids. The transcript has a single exon. The record is from RefSeq and is a predicted model, not a curated record.